GACCUCAUGCUGCGUCUGGCUGCUUAACUCCUAUUUGCUUUGGAUAUUUAAUUUGGUGAUUUAACCAUUUCAUUAAACGUUGAUUUGGGCUCUGCCACUAGAGAACCCAGUCAAGCAAUGACAACUGCGAUCACCCUCAUUGACUUGGCCAAUUUAUCUAUUGGCACACCAGAGGUAGGGGCAAUUAAUUUUAAUGCCCUCCACACCCUCCUCCAUGCUAUAAUCAAGCAUUUGAAUAUACAGGAUAUGAAAACAGAAAUGCUAGGGGAGGAGAUGGGUCCUAAUAAACCCCUGGGUAUGUGCUCAAAGGCUGAGAAUGGUAAAGGGGCACAGGUUUAUCUCCCGAUGGAACAGAAGAUGCAGGAGAUCGAGAGACAGUUGGAGGCACUGAACAGCCUGCCCAGUGGAUCUGAUCUCCUGGAGAGGACCAAGGCAGAGGGACAGCUGGCACUCAGCACUCCAUUGGGUGAUAUGUGGCAGAUGAUGCAGAUGAAGAAGAGGAUUGAGACAAAUGAAGAUGGGAUUUCUAAGGUCAUGGAGCUGCUGGAGGAUCUACUACAUGAGAUUAACAUUCUCAAAGAUACAAGAAAAGAUGUGGAGAACCAGCUGCAGAAAAUGACAGAUGAAGUGGCACUGGGUGGUCUGAAGGACCUUCAGGAACGCUUGAGUCAGCUGGAGGAGCAGAACACCGCAACACAAGAUAUGGAAAUACUGCAGAAACAGAUGGAUCUCAUUCAGCAGAGGGUGAGUCAUCUGGAGCAAAAGCUGGCAACCUUUCCUAGCUCGGAGCAACUGCACAACAUGGUGGGGUGGGAAGUAUUACAUGAGACUCUCGUGAGACCACAAGUUACUAAGGAUGCUCAGUCUUUGCUCACUACAAUAAGCAAACAAAAGUAUUCUCGGUCUGAGCCCAAGCAUAAUGGUUCCUGUGAUAGUCUGCAGCAGAUUACACAAGAAGUCUCAUCUCAACCCGUCCUGCAGCAGGGUAAUCAAAAUGAUGUACACCAGGGCCUUCAAAAGACGUCCACCCGAGAAUAUCAACUGGGCGUCCAAAAGAGUCCUCAGCAACCUCCCAGUGAUUCAAUUCCUACUUGUCAAAACGACCCAAAUGGACUAAGUGCCGCUGCUGCUAAACUUGAAUCUACUAACCUACCAGGUUUUUCUGGAGUUAGUCCAAUUUCACAGGACUCUGCGACUCAAGAAAAUCCCAAUGAGCCUACUAGCAUGGAUCAACCAACUCAAGAUCAUAAAAGUAACGCCCAGUCCGAUUGUAACCCUUACUUGUAUGUAAAAAAAUCUCUACCCACCACCCCUCCAUCUUCCUCUGACAGCAGCAGUGCCUCUAAACCCUAUGCAGACACAGUGGAGGCUCUGCGCAAAAUUGGAGCUCUGACAGAACAACAUGCGGUCCUACUAGAGAAAAUAAGGGCACUAGAACGAGACAAGGCUGACCAGGCAGAUAUGAUGAUGCUGCGUGUAAAAAUAGAUGGAUGUGGUUUCAUUGAGACAACAGAUAGAUUAUCCGAUGUUCAAGAGAAACUAAAGUUGCUUCAGAAGAAUAUGCAAGACCUGAAAAUGGAGAGGGAGAAGAAUCUGGAGUUGAUUGGACACAUCCAAAAUACUAUGCUGCAUCUACAGGAAGAGUGUGACAAGCUGACCAUGACCACAAGCAAUCUGAUCGACAACCGCCAGCAAGAGCAAAGACAUAUCAAGAAGAUUUUAUGUCAAUCAAUGGAGAAUCUAGAUGAGGAGAAAGCAGACAAAGAACAUACUGAGCUCCAGACAGAAGUGAAAGCAGAUGAACAGCCCCCAGAUGCGAAAGUGAGUCGCAGCCAGUUUGAUGCUACUGCUGAACAACUCAACAGCAUGAUCCAGGAUCUCCUAAGCAGAGUGAACAUGCAGGAGCAGGACUGGCAGAGGAUGCUGGAGAAGAUCAACCUGGAGAUGCAGAAUAAACUGGACCGUAUAGAGCUGGAUCCAUUUAAAAAGAAACUUGAGGAGCGAUGGAAGGUUAUCAUCCGGCAGUUGCAGGAGCGGCAACCUAAGUGCGAGUCUGAUGAAGCUGCUGGUAUCCGCAAGCAAUUAAUUGCCCAGUUUCACUGCAUUUCCUGUGAUCGCCCUGUGGAAAUGAUGGUGCCAGGACCGCAAGUAAUAACCAUCCCAAAUACCCCUGCAUUCCCAGCACAUCGUUCCAACCGACCAUACACAGUGUAUGAACUGGAACAGAUACGUCAACAGAAUCGCAAUGAACGGUUUCCAGAGUUGAAUGAUUUCAUGUCUGGCACCAGGAGCUGUGGUGGGAGUCAUACUUUGACCUUGCCACAUCGGCGCUAUGUUAAACUUCAGAGCAUAAUUCGCACCUCCAUGGAUGAAGACAUUUUGGCAUCGAUCCCUAAGCAAACAGAAGUUGACAUUCUGGGUUUUGAUGGUCACAUCUACAAGGGCAGGAUGGACACUUGCUUCCCAGCCAUUUCCUCCAAAGACGGUGUACCCACUGUACUAAAGGCUAGAAAAUAUUAUCAAGGCUCUCAAAAGUAUCUGCCAGCGUUUGACGGGUAUACGCCACCCUCUCGCCCUCAGAGUGCCAAGAGCACAGGGAGAAGCCAAACUGCUUUGUUUCAGGUCUCAAAAGAUCUUACUUCUUCAGCCUCACCAAGCCUCCAGCAGCCUAAUGCCCUUACUGGAACUCAUCACACCUUGACAAUUAAUAUGGAUGUGAAUUUAAAUCAGCAGCAAGCAGAUGGAUCAGUGAUGUAAAAGAAAAGCCCCUGUGCAACAGAAUCUGAUUACAGAUCAGGACUGUAGUAUUUUAAUCAUCUACCCAUGAUGUAAUGGUCCUGCCAUCUCACUUGUCAUCGCUGAAUUAACCAAUGGGCUAAGGAGGGGGGUGAUCACGUGGCCCACUUACACAAAUAGAGGGUGUUGGAGUAUGGGAUAGAAAUACUGGCACAAUAGCUAUUGAUUUAGCAUAAUUAGAAUUAAUAGAUUGUAAAAUAAAAUGAUUUUCUGUUAAUGUGUAUCCACCACAUAUUUUCAGUUCGUUAUACUGGAUUACCUGGUGUAACAGUGAUUAAAAUAAGCAUGCCUAUAUACCCUG
Molecule: messenger RNA, 3097 nt
Organism: Spea bombifrons (plains spadefoot toad)
Lineage: Eukaryota; Metazoa; Chordata; Amphibia; Anura; Pelobatidae
Gene: QRICH2
Product: glutamine rich 2
Exons: 16
Coding region: 118-2757 (879 amino acids)
Source: RefSeq, a predicted model, not a curated record